GAAAACCAUGUCCUUUUUGAUUUGUAUUGUUUAAGCCUACAGCUGUGACUGCCUAAUACUAUGUCAAUGUAAAAUAGGCUGUGACAUUCCUCUCCAGCAUCAACAGUACUUCAAGAAUGUCAUUGACACACCGAUCAAGAGCGGGAAGCGUGGCACUACGUGUUAAGGAUGACUGGCAGACUUCUAGCACGACUGAAACUUGUUCUGUCGAUUAAAGGAGCGGAAAGCGAAUCGUUGAAGAAACUUGUUCAUGGAUACAUGUUUGACGCCUGGUCUUCAAGAAGAUGUGAAGAUGAAUUUUUAACUCUUAACGUAGCAUGGCCACUAAGCACGGAUUCAUACCUUAAGCUUGUUCAGGGGCUGAAUCUUCAUGACGAGCUCCUCUCGGAUUUAUUAACAGUAACGGCUAUGGAGAGGGCUCGUCUUAUAACUCUCAUAUUGGAAUCACAACAUCUAUCUGUCAAAUUAGCCGCUGACCUGCUUAUAUGGACUGUGGAUCAGCUCAUUGCUGAGAGUAUCCGCCUCGAAAGGGAUGGCGGUAUUAAACAGAGAACCCAAGGACCAUCGGUACUAGCAGACCGUUGGAUGGAACAUAUCACAGAACAGGAGCGUUUCAGGCAGCUUUUACUAGUUUCCCUUCAUAACAUCAUGGAUCGAUUGUUCUUGAGGUUGACAAGAGCAUAUACUUUAAAGAUGCACCUGGCAGAACAGACCAACCUAGAGGCAAAGGUGGAUAAUCAAGUCUCUAUAGGCCAUAUGACUCAUAAACUACUGAAAGACAUAAUGGAAACUUUGAUUGAACAUUGUGGUGACCACGAUAGCUUCAUCCAGGAGUACUGGGAUGACUUUAAACGUAUGGAUGAUUUGAUUCCUGGGUUCCUAGAUCUACUUCUAAGACGACAAGGUACUUUAGGUGCAUCAAAACGAAGGCGGGUUCACUCUCUGGAAGAUCAGACGCCGGUAAAUUCACGAUUAAACAGAUUUUAUUCAAAGUUGAAACAAGACUUAAGCUUCGCAGACCAAUCCCUUGCCACAACUUGGAAGACGCCAUGUACUCCUGCUAUACCUAUAAAGCCUCUUGAUGAUCAUCAAAGAGCAUUUAUCUCUAUCUGUAAUACUCUUCGGCGUCGUCAAAUGUUCCAUAGCCAUCCGCCGGGCUUCAUUAGCAGGCUUGCUUUAGAUGGCUCACUUUAUAGUCCACAAGAACAAAUUGUGUUGAAAGGCCACAUUGAAUGGGUUGACCAUACAAUUGGCAAUCGAGAAGUCGGAUGGAAAUCAUGUGUCAAAUUGAAACUUCAAUUCUUUGCCAUAUUUGCUGAAAGAUCUAUCAAUGAAACCUUUGCUGAUCUUAUUUGCACAUGCGGCCUACAUUGGGACCUAUGUGAUGUUCUUUGCAAGUACUUAAAAAGACAUCGAGCGGAUCCUUUAAGAGUCUCAUUUGAGACUUUCCAGCUAGGUUGUGAACUAUUGUUAUCAGUGUUCUCAAAAUCUGAACCACUGCGGUGCCAGCUCAGGGACCAUUUAUUCAGUACCUCCAGUCUUAUUUGUAACGAUGCAACAGGUCCGUUGUUCGGCUCUUGGGAUUUUUGGCGUAUUAACAUUGAUGUCCAGCUCAUUGCUGCACUCAACCAACUCAUCGUCACUGAACAAUCAUCCAAGUCACUCGCACCAUCACAUACGGUCGAAUCGCUGAUUAAGAUCUCUUUAAUAGCCCCCUAUCAUGUUGUUUCCAAAAUCAUUUACAACGCAAUUGUGAAUCGUGGUCAGUGCACUAUCCUCCUCCAGGUACUCAUAAAUCUAGGGCAGCUUCCCUGGUUACGAUCUACUCCAGAGACUCCCACUCUCCUUGUUAGAGUCUUACACGACAUACUCCUAGAAAAUUCAGAUAUAUCGGGGAACGUUGGUACAAUUGAGCAGCAUUACCGCAAUUUUAGCGAAUUUAUAUAUAUGGCUUUCACCAUUAAGAAUGACGCCAAUCAAGUUGUACUUAGUGUAGCCGAGUUCCUGAAAGAGUGCGCCAUACCACUAUUCAAUCAUAUGAUCCAAGGGACCGUCAAGUCUAUACAAUCGAAGUUCUUUCACGCAGUUGCUGCAAGUCUACUAAAGCUAUAUGAAACCGACCUGGUUGUGCCAGUUGUAGGUGAAAGCUUGCUCCCGCACGAAAUACAUUCAGAAACUUUACUACGUUUGCUGCAGCUGCGGACGGUUAAAAACAGCUGGGUUAUGAAUAGGAUCAAGGGACGUAUUGGACCCCAACUAAAGGCAAGGAAAAGUGCUGGUGUUCUCGAGGGUAAUGAAGGUGACAAAAUCGCUUUCGUAGAACAUAUGAACGAUAUUUCGAGGCUCUGUGAAUCGCUGGUUGCGAGGAUCUCAACCAAUGUAUUGUCCAUUGUGAUGGCGGGUGGGAGUAAGGACAGCCGCGAUUGGAUAACCUAUACAGCGCAAAAGCUACGCGAUGAAACCAUGUCAAUUGACUUGGAGUCACAACUAAUGACAACUCGACUUUUACGUGCCUGUCAACAGCACCUUGGAAAAGAUUCGGUGCUCUCGUCACUCCCGCCACUUCCAACCAGCAUUUGGCCGCUUUGUCAUGACCAUCUGAAAAUGUUCAAGUAUGGGGAGAAGCCGAAUUUCAAUACCGAAACUGCCCGAGAUAGUAAUCUUUUGGAGGCGCUCCUCUUGGUACUGGAUUUGGGGCGCAUGAACGAUGAUCUCCUCGCAGACAUUCUGCAAGCCCUUGAAAAUGUCACCGACCUUCUACAGACAGAAAAAACCUACCUCACGCAGGUGCUUUUUCCAAGUCUCUACCGCAUUUUGAGUAUCAGUUCCCGGUCUGAGGCACAUCGCCUUCUCGUUCAAGGCUUACCGUCCAUUCUGCAUAAAUGGGGCGAACCACUAAACCCCAAUUUUUUUUGGCAUGCUGUUGAUCAAGCAGCUGCUCCUCAUCAAUCAUUGAGCGUAUACUGGGAUGAUUUCCUGCAUGGAAAGCCCUGUAUCUUAAGUCGAAAUGAAGUAGACCAGGAGCAGGAUCGCAAUCAUAGUACUGAGGAAAUAACUUUAGCUAUCCUAACUAUUACAGAAAUGCUGUUACGAUUCGCGCUGGAACCCUUGCCACCAAAAAAUACAGAGAUAGCGUUGCGAGUUUAUCGCAUCCAACUAGGAUACGAUUUAAUGAUAGAUCAAAUAAGUUCUCUAUUGCUCUCGGCAAUGAAGCUUGCUCAGCCAGACUGGUCAAUAGCGUCAAAUGACUUGAUAUUGUAUAGCUUCUUUAUGUUCUCAAAGAUGUCCUACAUUAUCACUCAUGAGCAUAAGGACAAAGUGUACUUAAAUCGUAUGGAGCUUGGCUCACUCGUACCACUGACAUCCAAAUUGGGACCAUCGUCCUGGGAUAGUAAUUAUAUCAGUCAUAUGAAAUUACAGAAUGAGGCAUUACAGAAACAAGAGUCCAUUGCUAGACACAAAGCCAGAGAUGAAUUCGUAUUGGCAGCAAUGAAUCUCUCAGAUGAGCUCGCCAAGCGACAAGACAUCUAUUACCGAGCGUAUGAAAGACAUGCGAAGGAUAGAAUCAAGUGUGGACCGAACCCUAUCAAUAAUAUGCAUGAAGAUCACUGCAGCACUAGUCGAGAAAACCAGGGCCCAGGUCGCGGCCGAGCUCGUAGGCGCGGUCGUGGUCGUGCCCGUAGCCAUGUGCAAGGUCGGGGUGAUGGACACGGAGCAGCUGAUCAACAUUACAGUCCAGGUUUAUCUUCUCAUAAAACAUUUAAUGCAUACCGAAACGAUGAUGGUGGCUUUUCGAGGGCUUCGAGAAAUGUAGGGGACGGAAUGGAUGAAGGUAUGCAGGCCUGGCUCGAUAGCAUUAUGGCAACAUCUACUCAGAAACUCUCUACAAUAUCAAGUCAAAACGAAAGAGCUAAUUCGGGACGAGUUAAUUUGACUCCCGAAGCAGAUAAGGAAAAGCUACCGGCUGUCACUUCUGCAAAUGUGCAGUCACGGCAGGAGAACUCAGCAGACCAUUCUUCUUCAGCAUCAGCAGGCUCGCGGAUACCAGAGCCAACCACUCUGAUUGAUCACUCGAUGGCGUCUAAUAUAAGCUCAGUGUUGCCCCCAAUGCUAUCACGAGAUCAGCUGGGCUGCCUUAAUUUAGCACUAUGGUAUUUGCCGCAACAGGAACAACAGGCAGUGAAGUCCAGGAUAUCACGGCUAUUGGAGUUGGAGACAGACUCGACUACCCCUUUGAUACUUUAGCAAACCCAUUAAAGGUGGACAUCCCUUCCUCCCUUUUUUUUUUAUUGCU
Lobosporangium transversale is the source of this 4294-nucleotide messenger RNA. RefSeq lists its product as hypothetical. Lineage: Eukaryota; Fungi; Mortierellomycota; Mortierellomycetes; Mortierellales; Mortierellaceae. The transcript is spliced from 7 exons. Bases 169 to 4245 code for a protein of 1358 amino acids. The record is from RefSeq and is a predicted model, not a curated record.